This is a messenger RNA of Zonotrichia albicollis (white-throated sparrow), 1342 nucleotides long. It is a transcript of the gene CENPW, whose product is annotated as centromere protein W. Gene Ontology annotation, biological process: chromosome segregation; kinetochore assembly; mitotic cell cycle. The record is from RefSeq and is a predicted model, not a curated record. Gene Ontology annotation, molecular function: protein heterodimerization activity; DNA binding. Gene Ontology annotation, cellular component: nucleoplasm; kinetochore. Lineage: Eukaryota; Metazoa; Chordata; Aves; Passeriformes; Passerellidae.
GCGCGAGGGCGGCGGAUUCGAACGGCGGAGGGAGCGAGGGCGGCGGGAGGAGGAGGAAGGAAAGCGGGAGGAGGAAGAUGAAGCGCACGGCGCCCCGCAGCACUUUGCGGAAAAUUAUAAAGAAGCACAAGCCGCAGUUACGCCUGGCGGCGAACGCCGACCUGCUGGUUCAUUUGAGUUUCUUAUUGUUUCUCCAUCGGCUAGCAGAAGAAGCCAGGACAAAUGCUUUUGAGAACAAAAGUAAAAUAAUAAAACCUGAGCACACCAUAUCUGCAGCAAAGGUUAUUUUAAAGAAAAGCAGAGGCUAGAAAACAAACCACUGGAAUUUUAAAACACAUUUUUCAAUUUUUUCUGACUAACUUGAGUUAUACUGUGAUCCAGCUUCAGCAUUUGUGGAACUGUGUAGUUUGUUGACAUCUAUCUCCUGACUAUCUUGCUGUUUCUUUAAAAAGAAAUUUAAAAAAGAUCUUAGAAUGUAUGUUUUCAUACACUUAAUGCAUAAUUUAAUUUAUGUAUGUCACUUUUCACUGAAGACUUUUGAAGUACUUAAUUUCAUAAUGAUGGAGUAAUGCUUGUACCAUAGAUAGCCUUUGGGUACAAUAUGGCAUUUAUUAUUAAAAGUGUGAAACUUCUUAAGGGGAACAGUUCUUAAAAAAUUACAUAACACUAAAUUUAGGUUUCACUAAAUCUAGUGUAGAUUGUGCAGUUCAGAGCUGAUUUACUAGCUAAACAAAAUUAUGGCUUUCAAAACCAUCACUGUACAAACAAGUGUAUUAAAUACCAUGUCUUCAGUUUAUUUAUAAAUGUCUUGAUAAUUUUUAAAAUUACUUUGAAAAGCAGGUUGAAACUUGUGUGUUCUGGGGAAAGAAUACAUAGUUGGUAUUUUAAAUCAUGGUUUGAACUGUUAAGCUGACCUGUUUGAUGUGGUACAUGAGGCAACUUGGUGGUCUGUAAUUGAGUUGGUGUGGACAGAUACACAGGUUAUGGAAAAGGAAAGAUCUGGCAGAGCUGAUGUUUUCAAAGUUAGAUCUUGUAAAAAUAACAAAGAUAAGUUGGCAUGAGUGCCAGGCUAUUUCCUUUUCUCUUUUGUGUGUCAUGCUAACUUGUCAAAAGUCUGGAAAUAUACAUUAUAUAAAAAUGUCAUCUUAAAUUAAGGUUAUACUCUGUUCCUAUUCUGAUAUUUGUAAUAGUUUACUGAACACUUCGCUUAAUAAAUAUAUCAAUAAAGUUAUAGAUAAUGUUACUGUUCGAGCUGAUAAUGCAGUGUUGUGAAAUAUAUGGUAGCUGAUCCUUAAUAUGCACAGUGAACUGUUCUUAAAAUAAAGACUCUUUUCAAAUGUUA